AUGCCAACCAGCAAACCUAAGGACAGCUUCCGGGUCGUGAAGACGGGCAAGACACUACAAGCCUUCGCGUCCAACCUAGAAAAGGCUUUGAAGGCAUCCCUUCCCUCUUCAGGGAAGCCUUACGACAGAGUCUCUGUGCUUGCCUUCCAUUGGGCCAACGAUGACAUGGGAGUCGACAAGCUGGAAACCGAGUUGCUGGGCGUGUUCCGCGACAUUUAUGGGUUUGAAACGGAAUCCUGGACGAUCCCUGUGGUUGGUAAACCUGAAAAGCAGCUGGCAAAGAAGCUUGUCAACUGGACAGAAGACCAUGGGGGGGAGCGUACCCUUCGAAUAUACAUUUACUCUGGUCAUGCUAGCUCUCAUGGUACGGUAGACCACGAGUGGUACUUCGGCGGGCAAGCGGACAGCCAUGGGAAUCUACGUGGCCCGCAAGUGGAGUGGCUGGCGACACGAACCCCAAAGAUUGUCGAGGAAGCAGACGGCGAUAUGCUUUACAUUUUCGACUGCUGUUCAGCGGGUUCGGCUGCACUCCGACCAGGCCCUGAGAUGCUGUGCGCAUCCGGAUGGCUGCAACCAGCAGAGGCUUCUCUAAAAUUUUCAUUCACCCGAGCACUGAUUGGCACUCUGAUCGACCUGAAGGGGGAAACUGAAACAGUUGGCGGGAUUUUCUCGAUUCUUUUCCGGCGCGCCUACCAGAGUCAAGUGGCCGCAUGCCCCGUUCAUGUCCUGAAAUCAGGAACCCCGAGCAUCACCUUGAUGCCGCUCAGCCGGGAGACAGCCACGCAUCAGCGAACCAAGACCCAGCAUAGGGUGCUGCUGACCGUCCAUCUGAAAGACAACAAGCCGAACCUGGAGGCCUGGCGCAAUUGGCUCUCCACCCAUUUGCCCCCGGGUAUCGUCACAGCGGACGUGAAAAUUGAAUCGGUAUUUAAGAGCUCGAGCAUCGUGGUGUUGGUAACGGUACCGGUGGAGAUCUGGACCAUGCUAGACAUGGAGGACGAGACGAUCUCGUUUGCCAGCCAUGUUUUCUCGCAUAAUAUCCUGCCGGAGCUCGAGCAGUCUCAACUUCCUAUACGGCCGUCGCCUAGUUCGCAGGGCUCGGAGAACAUGCCGCCUGCUCAUCAUUAUCAGAAGUCGCUAGGAUAA
Molecule: messenger RNA, 1146 nt
Organism: Aspergillus versicolor CBS 583.65
Lineage: Eukaryota; Fungi; Ascomycota; Eurotiomycetes; Eurotiales; Aspergillaceae
Exons: 2
Coding region: 1-1146 (381 amino acids)
Source: RefSeq, a predicted model, not a curated record